Molecule: messenger RNA, 2058 nt
Organism: Aspergillus welwitschiae
Lineage: Eukaryota; Fungi; Ascomycota; Eurotiomycetes; Eurotiales; Aspergillaceae
Product: HCO3 transporter family-domain-containing protein
Exons: 4
Coding region: 1-2058 (685 amino acids)
Biological process (GO): transmembrane transport; borate transport; monoatomic anion transport
Cellular component (GO): plasma membrane; fungal-type vacuole
Molecular function (GO): solute:inorganic anion antiporter activity; borate efflux transmembrane transporter activity
Source: RefSeq, a predicted model, not a curated record
AUGCCGUUAAUAUCUGCCUUUCGACCCCGUUCCACGCGGAGCUCCUCUCUCCGGCGGAGACCCCGUAGGCAGAGAAGGUCUCCGAGACGUGGCGAUGUCCAACACAAUGAGGAAGUUAAUCGGGACGAUGACGAGGAAGAUGAAGAAGAUGCACAUUCCAUCAUCACUCCAUCGAAGCAUACCCCCAAGGCAAUUCGGGUGCUACGGGGCUCUGUGUCGUCAGGGGGCCCGUUACGGCCUUUUCGUCUGAUAAAGCAGGACAUACUGAACUUGCGCCGCAGAUAUGUAUCCGACUGGACUGUCUUCAAUCAAUUGAUUUUUGCUAGUGCAGUCUAUGUCUUCUUUACGAAUCUUUUGCCGGGCAUUACCUUCGCCAGCGACCUCUAUGUACUCACUGGGCAGAACUGGGGAACUAUCGAGGUCGUGUUUAGUACAGGCUUAUGCGGCAUCAUCUUUUCACUCUUCUCCAUCCAGCCACUAACUAUUCUUGGUGUUACUGGGCCCUUCUCAGUGCUGGCUGAGAAUAUAUAUUCGCUAUGCGAGGAUGUUUUCAAGAUACCAUUCUUGCCGUUUAUGGCCUGGUCUCUGAUCCAUUCGGCCUGGCUUCACUACGUCCUGGCUAUAGUUAACGCUCACGACUGGACGAUGCGUUAUGUUACCACUUUUGCAACCGAGAUCUUCUCGCUUCUCAACAGCAUUAUCUACUUCCAUAAAGCUAUCCAAGAGCUCGAAAGAGCACACGAAAGCCUAUCAUUUGCAGCAUUUCUCUACGCUAUCAUAGGAGCUGUGGGAACGAUGCUGCUCGCAAUCUUUCUAUCCACGGCCGAGAGCUGGCGUCCGCUGUUCCAUCGAUACAUCCGAAUGGGCCUGACUGAGUAUGCUGCUGCGAUUUCCAUCAUCAUCUUCAUCGGUCUUCCCCACGUUGGAGAACUAGCCCAUUUGGAUAAAAUGACACUUCCCGUCAGCACCUCGUUCAAACCUACAUCUCCUAGUCGUGAUAGAUUCCUCGUCGAAUUCUGGCAUCUCCCUGUAUCCUGGGUGUUCGCUGCUGUCCUUCCCGGUAUUAUCAUUACCGUGCUCUUUUUCUUCGAUCAUGAAGUUAGCUCGAUCAUCUGCACAAUUGAUCGCUACGGCACCAGAAAACCAGGAGGUUUCGCUUGGGACAUAGUCCUCCUAGGCACCACAACAGCAUUGUGCGGCAUCCUAGGAAUUCCUCCUGCCAACGGACUUCUUCCUCAAGCCCCUCUCCACUCGGAGUCUCUAAUGCAUACAGAAAAGGAGCAGCGCACAAUUACAGUUGACGGAGAAGAAAAGAUCGAAACAUACGAGGUGAAGCGCGUUUACGAACAGCGCUGGUCAGCAUUCCUCCACUCAGCCGUCAUCUUCCUUUUCAUCAGUCCACCAUUCAUGAAAGUGCUGGGAUUGACCCCAACAAGCGUCCUAGCAGGGCUAUUCAUGUUCAUGGGCGAGCAGAGUUUAUCUGUCAACCCAAUCCUCUACCGGACCUUCUACCUCUUAACUCCGCCUUCCGAGCUCCCUCCUCUCCCACCAUCUCUUGCCACACAGCAACCAAUUACCUCCGAAGCGGAACCCCCAACACCAUCAUACAUCCCCAUCCACCUCUACACCAUCCUCCAGAUCGUCAUAACCGUAGCCAUCUUCAUCCUAACCCUCACCCGUGGUGCACCCGCAUUCCCCGUGCUCAUCGUCUUAUUAGUCCCCUUCCGUCUUCUCGUAAUGAAGCGCUGGUGGCCCCGCGAGGUCCUGAGGUUCGUAGAUGCAUGGGCAUGCAAAGAGGGGACACCAGAGGAUGACGAAGAUGCUGAAGCGAAAUUGCGCAGUGAGCAGUCGGGAGGGGUUUUUGCUUCGCACGACCAGUCUGGUUCUGAUACUGCUGUGACUGAGGAUAUGCGAACGAGCCAAAGGGUUGAAUUAGGUGGGGGUGAUCUCGCAGAUAGGCGUGGCGAUGACGAGACUGGGAAUGAGUGGGUUGAGCUGGGGGUUUGGAGUCGUGCUGAUGAAGAGUCGGGAGGUCGGUCACAACGCAGGGAUAAAUGA